AUGAAUGCGUGUCAAGGCCUACGAGUGCGUGCCAAGGCCUACGAGUGCGUGUCAAGGCCUACGAAUGCGUGUCAAGGCCUACGAAUGAGAGUCGAGGCCUAUGAAUGCGUGUCAAGGCCUACGAAUGCGUGUCAAGGCCCACGAAUGAGUAUCAAGGCCUACGAGUGCGUGUCAAGGUCUACGAGCCCACGAGUGCGUGUCAAGGCCUACGAGUGCGUGUCAAGGCCCACGAAUGAGUGUCAAGGCCUACGAGUGCGUGUCAAGGCCUACGAGUGCGUGUCAAGGCCUACGAGUGCGUGUCAAGGCCUACGAGUGCGUGUCAAGGCCCACGAGUGCGUGUCAAGGCCUACGAAUGAGUGUCAAGGCCCACGAGUGCGUGUCAAGGCCUACGAGUGCGUGUCAAGGCCUAUGAAUGCGUGUCAAGGCCUACGAGUGCGUGUCAAGGCCUACGAGUGCGUGUCAAGGCCUACGAGUGCGUGUCAAGGCCUACGAGUGCGUGUCAAGGCCUACGAAUGCCUGUCAAGGCCUACGAGUGCGUGUCAAGGCCUACGAAUGAGUGUCAAGGCCUACGAGUGCGUGUCAAGGCCUACGAGUGCGUGUCAAGGCCUACGAAUAAGUGUCAAGGCCUAUGAAUGCGUGUCAAGGCCUACGAGCCUACGAGUGCGUGCCAAGGCCUACGAGUGCGUGUCAAGGCCUACGAAUGCGUGUCAAGGCCUACGAAAGAGAGUCGAGGCCUAUGAAUGCGUGUCAAGGCCUACGAAUGCGUGUCAAGGCCCACGAAUGAGUAUCAAGGCCUACGAUUGCGUGUCAAGGCCUACGAGUGCGUGUCAAGGCCUACGAGUGCGUGUCAAGGCCUACGACUGCGUGUCAAGGCCUACGAAUGAGUGUCAAGGCCUACGAAUGAGUGUCAAGGCCUACGAGUGCGUGUCAAGGCCUACGAGUGAGUGUCAAGGCCCACGAGUGCGUGUCAAGGCCUAUGAAUGCGUGUCAAGGCCUACGAGUGCGUGUCAAGGCCUACGAGUGCGUGUCAAGGCCUACGAAUGCGUGUCAAGGCCUACGAGCCUACGAAUGCGUGUCAAGGCCUACGAGUGCGUGUCAAGGCCUACGAAUGAGUGUCAAGGCCUACGAGUGCGUGUCAAGGCCCACGAGUGCGUGUCAAGGCCUAGGCCUACGAGCCUACGAGUGCGUGCCAAGGCCUACGAGUGCGUGUCAAGGCCUACGAAUGCGUGUCAAGGCCUACGAAUGAGAGUCGAGGCCUAUGAAUGCGUGUCAAGGCCUACGAAUGCGUGUCAAGGCCCACGAAUGAGUAUCAAGGCCUACGAGUGCGUGUCAAGGUCUACGAGCCCACGAGUGCGUGUCAAGGCCUACGAGUGCGUGUCAAGGCCCACGAAUGAGUGUCAAGGCCUACGAGUGCGUGUCAAGGCCUACGAGUGCGUGUCAAGGCCUACGAGUGCGUGUCAAGGCCUACGAGUGCGUGUCAAGGCCCACGAGUGCGUGUCAAGGCCUACGAAUGAGUGUCAAGGCCCACGAGUGCGUGUCAAGGCCUACGAGUGCGUGUCAAGGCCUAUGAAUGCGUGUCAAGGCCUACGAGUGCGUGUCAAGGCCUACGAGUGCGUGUCAAGGCCUACGAGUGCGUGUCAAGGCCUACGAGUGCGUGUCAAGGCCUACGAAUGCCUGUCAAGGCCUACGAGUGCGUGUCAAGGCCUACGAAUGAGUGUCAAGGCCUACGAGUGCGUGUCAAGGCCUACGAGUGCGUGUCAAGGCCUACGAAUAAGUGUCAAGGCCUAUGAAUGCGUGUCAAGGCCUACGAGUGCGUGUCAAGGCCUAUGA
Cylicocyclus nassatus is the source of this 1830-nucleotide messenger RNA. The record is from the annotation of a GenBank genome assembly. Lineage: Eukaryota; Metazoa; Nematoda; Chromadorea; Rhabditida; Strongylidae.